AUGACAAAACUUUUCACCCCCCUCAGCGUGGGCCGCAUGCAACUCACCAACCGCCUCGCCCUACCACCAAUGACCCGCCUUCGCGCCGACGACACACACACCCCUCUGCCAAUAAUGAAAGACUACUACUCCCAACGCGCCUCCGAGCCAGGAACACUGCUCAUCACCGAGGGAACCUUCAUCGCCCCACAGGCAGGCGGGAUACCGAACGUCCCGGGCAUCUGGAACUCUGCGCAGAUCGCAGCAUGGAAGGAGAUCACAGACGCAGUGCACGCGCAGGGCUCGUAUAUCUACGUCCAGCUGUGGGCGCUAGGCCGUGCUGCCGAUCCGGGAGUUUUGAAGGCCGAGAAUGCCGAAUUUGAGGUUGUUUCCGCCAGUGCGACCAAGUUGACUGCGGAGCAUGCCGCCGCGCACGCGCUGAGCGAGUCCGAGAUCCGCGAAUACAUCGACCUCUACGCGCAGGCGGCGCGGAACGCCGUCGCCGCGGGAUUUGACGGCGUCGAGAUCCACGGCGCGAAUGGGUACUUGAUUGACCAGUUCAGUCAGGACAUGACCAAUACCCGCACCGAUAGCUGGGGCGGCAGCAUCGAGAACCGAUCCCGCUUCGCGCUCGAGGUCACCCACGCCGUGAGCGAGGCCAUCGGCGCAGACCGCACGGCUAUCCGAUUCAGUCCCUGGAGCACGUUCCAGGGGAUGCGCAUGGCGGACCCGGAGGGUCAAUUCUCCUACCUUGCGCAGAAGAUGGCAGAGCUGAAGCUUGCGUUCGUGCAUCUCGUUGAGCCGCGCAUCUGUGGAGCAGGGGAUGCCGAAGGUGUCUCCGAGACCGAGAGCCUGGAUUUCUUCCUACGUGCCUACGCCGGCGCUAGUCCCGUCGUGAUUGCGGGUGGGUAUCAGUCGGACUCGGCGCGUGAGGCUGUUGAUACCAAGUAUAAGGACUACGAAGUGGUCAUUGGCAUUGGGAGGCCGUGGACCGCUAAUCCGGACUUGCCGUUCCGGAUUAAGAAUGGUGUUCCCCUUGUGCCGUAUCAGCGCGAGUUCUUUUAUAUCCCCAAGGAUCCGAAGGGAUAUGUUGAUUAUGAGUUUAGUAAGGAGUUUGAGGCUGCCAAGGUUGCUGCGGCGGCGGCGGCUUGA
Molecule: messenger RNA, 1131 nt
Organism: Penicillium lagena
Lineage: Eukaryota; Fungi; Ascomycota; Eurotiomycetes; Eurotiales; Aspergillaceae
Product: alkene reductase
Exons: 1
Coding region: 1-1131 (376 amino acids)
Molecular function (GO): FMN binding; NADPH dehydrogenase activity
Source: RefSeq, a predicted model, not a curated record